UGAAAAUAUUGCAUUGUCUCGUGUUGCUGCUGGGAACUACAGCAUGAGGAAGUGCCAGUAAUGGGGAAGAUGGCACGAUUACCAGUAUCAGGGCUUAUUUUACACAAUCAGUCUGUAGGAGUUUAGCUGUAACAGAUAGAGAGAGAUUGUUUCUAGUUUAUUAACUUGUAAUUUCAACUCAAAAAGGGAUUUAGAUACGAGACUUUAAAAUAAAGAGAAGUGAAUUAUAAAAGAGAAGUUUGCAGGUGGGAUGAAAACAACACAAAGCAAGACUGUGCAGGAAUAAUAUACAACAGUGUGUGUGUGUAAUACGGUGAUCCCGGAACUGGUUUUCUGUAAAUAGAAAUUUCUUUUCAGAGCUGCGCUCACUGUAAACAGAGAGCAGAGUCAUUCAGGCAUUGAUUUUUUUCAACAUUCAGUAAUGUCUUUUCCUCUUGUUCACCGCAUGGCUGUUCUCAGCUGGGCUCUCGCUACAGCAGUUGACAGCUAUUAUUUAUUUUAUGGCAUGGAUUGCUUUUACCUAGGAUCACCUGAACACACUGAGUUUACUCUAACCCUGAUGUACAACAAGAAAAAACUCGCAACACUCAACAGCACAGAGGGCAGACUGAUUGGCUACAAUGAAAUUGCAGAAAAAUGGACAAAAAUCUUUAACAACGACACACAAUGGUUGAACUUGCAGAUAACUAGGGGAAUAGAGUCCUGUAACAAUUAUGUUAGGCUGUUUGCUGCUGCGGACCACACAGCGAGGCCAAAGGUCAUAGUGAGGUCACUGAGAUCUGCCAGUGGUGACCAGCCGGCAAUGCUGAUGUGCAGCGCUCACGACUUUUACCCCAAACCCAUCAAACUGACCUGGCUGAGGAACGGCAAGAAAGUGACCGGCGACGUGGUUUUCUCUGAGGAACUGUACGAUGGAGACUGGUACUAUCAGAUCCACUCACAGCUGGAGUACAGUCCAGGACCUGCAGAGCAGAUCACCUGUAUGGUGGAACACCUCAGCUUCACCCAACCGGCUCUGUUCCACUGGCAGAAAGAGCCUCUCUCCGAGGCUGAACGGGAUAAAGUAGUGGUUGGAGUAACAGGGCUGCUGAUGGGAGUAAUCAUAGCAACUACUGGUCUCAUCUACUAUAAACGGAAACAAACAGGCUGGACAUCAGUGCAGGUUUUGGAACUCAGAAGCUGAAUGAAGAAACCCCCAGAUCAUGUGAUGUUAAACAAAGAAAAACAAACACUGAUGGACUGAUGAUUUCCAUCACUUUUGGGAACUGAGGAAUAAAACAGUAACUUUUGUUGUUUAGACCAGACAUUAGCAUUAAGCUUAGAUAACUGCGCUCAUGUAUUAAUCUCACAACAUGUUAGUAACACUGCUGGAGUCAUAUUAAAAAUAAAAUUAUUAUACAAUAUGCAGCAAAAUCUGUACAUCUGAGAAAUUCAGAGAAAAAAAAAACAGUUUGGAUGAUACAUCAUGAGAUCAUGAAUGUAAAUGAAUUCAUUACUGCCUCUUAGCUUAUCAUUUGGGGAUCUUUUUUGCAAUGUUUCUUAGUGUGUAUAUGUGUUCUGUAUAUCAAAUAAUUAUG
Molecule: messenger RNA, 1577 nt
Organism: Astyanax mexicanus (Mexican tetra)
Lineage: Eukaryota; Metazoa; Chordata; Actinopteri; Characiformes; Acestrorhamphidae
Product: class II histocompatibility antigen, B-L beta chain-like
Exons: 5
Coding region: 422-1183 (253 amino acids)
Biological process (GO): immune response; antigen processing and presentation of exogenous peptide antigen via MHC class II; peptide antigen assembly with MHC class II protein complex
Cellular component (GO): membrane; MHC class II protein complex
Molecular function (GO): MHC class II protein complex binding
Source: RefSeq, a predicted model, not a curated record